Molecule: messenger RNA, 1153 nt
Organism: Brachypodium distachyon (stiff brome)
Lineage: Eukaryota; Viridiplantae; Streptophyta; Magnoliopsida; Poales; Poaceae
Product: transcription factor MYB2
Exons: 1
Coding region: 106-993 (295 amino acids)
Biological process (GO): regulation of DNA-templated transcription
Cellular component (GO): nucleus
Molecular function (GO): sequence-specific DNA binding; DNA-binding transcription factor activity
Source: RefSeq, a predicted model, not a curated record
UCAACAACUGACCAACAAACAACAUAGUCGACUCAAGCUAGCUCACUCCAGUCCAAACUCCAGAGUCUAGAAUUCUCUGGAUCAUUCGAAUUAAUCCCUUGGUGCAUGUCGACCGGAAUGGACGCGAUGUGGACGGCGGCGGGCAGCGAGGACUCAGCGGCGGCGGAGCUCCGCCGAGGGCCGUGGACGGUGGAGGAGGACGUGCUCCUGGCGGGCUACAUCAAGGCGCACGGCGAAGGGCGGUGGAACGAGCUGGCCCGCUUGGCGGGGCUUCGGCGCACGGGCAAGAGCUGCCGGCUCCGGUGGCUCAACUACCUCCGCCCGGGCGUCCGGCGCGGCGACUUCAGCCCGCAGGAGCAGCUGCUCAUCCUGGAGCUCCACUUCCGCUGGGGCAACCGCUGGUCCAGGAUCGCGCAGGAGCUUCCGGGGCGGACGGACAACGAGGUCAAGAACUACUGGCGGACCAGGGUGCAGAAGCACGCCAAGCAGCUCCGGUGCGACGUCGACAGCCGGCAGUUCCAGGACGUCAUGAGGCACCUCUGGAUGCCCCGCCUCGCCGAGAGGAUCCACGCCGCCGCCCGCGCGUCCGCGACAACAUCAUCGGCGUCGUCCACGACGAGCUCUGAACACGCGGCCGCGACUCUGCAUCCCAUGUACCGGCCAAAUAACUCGCUGCUCGGCCCGAUGAGCGACAUGCCGUCGCCUGACACGACGACAACUUGGAGCACGGCAACGGCAAGGCCAUCUUCUGGGGCGCUGUUCCCGUCCAACCAGGUGAGCAUGGCCGCCGCCGCCCCUGGCUGCUCGGCGGAUUGGUCAGCUGGCAGCGCGAGCGCGAGGAGUGAUGACAUGUUCGACGGGAGCUGGUCGGAGCUCCUCGCUCGUGCAUGCGACGACGGAGCGGAUUCUCUCGUGUUCCCGGACUUUGGAUUAGGAGAAUCCAGAGACAACUCAUGGAGCUUGGACGACAUCUGGUCGCAGCACCAGUACUGAUUUAGUACUGUGUAGUGCGUCGUAUGACAAAUUGACAAUUCUUAUUAAUUAGCGACUAAAUUUAUUUGUAGUGUUAUCUGAUUGGUUAUUAGCCAAGACGACGCUUAACAAACUACUACAUAUGUUGUGUUUUGAAUUCUAACAUGCACGAUUUCCUCUC